GCCAAGGAACAAGCUCUCGUAUGAAGGCUGGUAGCUCAUAUGCCACUGCCUGUCAGAGAUAAUUUUUAACAACAACUUUCUAUUUAUAAAGAAGCAACUUUCUUGUUCUUUUUUUUUGUCUGACAUACAGGAAGAGAUAUGUCUCCUUUUCUUCGGAUUAGCCUUUCGAAUUUUGAUGUUGUUCCAGUUAAUGGAGAGGGGAAUCAGAGACAUUACUGCGCUGUUAUUAUAAAGGAACCUGUGGAAACAGAAAAUGGGAAAGUGCUCAUCCAAAAGAAACCUACCAUGUAUCCUCCGUGGGACAGCACCUUUGAUGCCCAUAUUAACAAAGGAAGGGUGAUGCACAUCAUUGUAAAGGGCAAACCAGGAGGGGUGGUCUCAGAAACCACUGUAGAAUUGAACUCGCUGGCAGAACGCUGUAAAAAGAACAAUGGAAAAAUAGAGAUUUGGAUAGAACUGAAGCCACAAGGCAGAAUGAUAGUUAAUGCAAGAUACUUCCUGGAACAAACAGAUCCUAAGGAGCACUUUGAAGAUGACGCCAAUCAGUUUGCUUUACAUCAGCGACGUGGGGCUAUGAAACAGGCCAAAGUUCACCAAGUCAAGUGUCAUGAAUUUACAGCCACUUUCUUUCCCCAACCAACUUUUUGUUCAGUUUGCCAUGAAUUUGUUUGGGGACUUAACAAACAAGGAUACCAAUGCAGACAGUGUAAUGCAGCAAUCCACAAGAAAUGCAUUGAUAAAGUCAUAGCAAAAUGCACAGGGUCUGCAGUCAACAGCAAAGAAACGGUGCUUCACAAAGAAAGAUUUAAAAUUGACAUGCCACACAGAUUUAAAGUCAAUAACUAUAGAAGUCCUACUUUCUGUGAACACUGUGGGACGCUGCUGUGGGGUCUUGCACGGCAGGGAUUAAAGUGUGCUGAGUGUAACAUGAACGUUCAUCACAAAUGUGCCGUGAAAGUUGCAAAUCUAUGUGGGGUUAACCAGAAGUUAAUGGCAGAAGCUCUGGCAAUGAUAGAGAGUUCCCAACAGGACAGAAGACAGCGGGAUUCGGAAUUUAUUUACAGGGAAGGACCUGUUAAUGUUGGCCCUGCAACCAAUGCACAACAGCAGCCCAUAGUAUUAUCUAUAAAGAAAGAAUCACAAGGUAUUUGUUGGGAAUCACCAGUUGAAAAUAUAAAAGUUCAAGAGUCACCUGCUGAGCUGGAACCGGAAAUUGAACAGUCAAGCUGUCAGAUUAAAGUGACCUUCUCAGACUUUGUUCUUCAUAAAAUGCUGGGAAAAGGGAGCUUUGGAAAGGUAUUUCUCGCUGAAAUGAAAGGGACAAAUCAGUUUUUUGCCAUAAAAGUCCUGAAGAAAGAUGUGGUUCUUAUGGAUGAUGAUGUUGAAUGCACUAUGGUGGAGAAAAGGGUACUUUCACUUGCAUGGGAGCAUCCAUUCCUCACCCAUCUUUAUUGUACAUUCCAAACAAAGGAACAUCUGUUUUUCGUCAUGGAGUACCUCAAUGGUGGAGAUCUUAUGUUCCAUAUACAAAGUUGCCACAAAUUUGAUCUUCCCAGAGCAACCUUUUAUGCUGCUGAAAUCGUGUGUGGGCUGCAGUUUCUUCAUUCUAAAGGAGUGGUAUACAGAGACCUGAAGCUAGAUAAUGUACUCCUGGACAUGGAAGGACACAUAAAAAUUGCAGAUUUUGGAAUGUGCAAGGAAACCAUGUUUGGAGAAGCUAAAACAAGCACUUUUUGUGGUACUCCGGAUUACAUUGCACCUGAGAUCUUGCUUGGACAAAAAUACAACUAUUCGGUGGACUGGUGGUCAUUUGGAGUCCUUCUUUAUGAAAUGUUAAUUGGCCAGUCACCAUUUCAUGGCAUAGAUGAAGAAGAAUUGUUUCAGUCUAUUCGCAUGGACAACCCAAUGUACCCUCGCUUUCUCAGCAUGGAAGCAAAAGAUAUUUUAAUCAUGCUCUUUGUGAGAGAACCUGAAAGAAGGCUUGGAGUAAAAGGAAAUAUUCGCCAGCAUUGCUUCUUCCAGCACAUUGAAUGGGGAAGACUGGAAAACAGAGAAAUUGAGCCACCAUUUAAACCUAAAGUGAAAUCGGCAGAUGACUGGAGCAAUUUUGACAAGGAAUUCUUAAAUGAAAAACCCAGAUUAUCAAGUUCAGAAAGAACGCUAAUAAACAGCAUGGACCAAAAUAUGUUCAAUCAUUUUUCAUUUGUAAAUCCCAAAAUGGAAGCAAUUGUUUCCUGAGAGGUCAAUAUUCUGAACUCGUGGCUGGAAAAUAAAUUCCUUUAAAUCUGUGCACACUGGAAAAGGAGAUUGCAAUUAAAAUGCAUAUCAUUGUAUAACACAUACACUUUUGUAUAGUGUAUUAUAUGUAGUACAGGUUAUAUUUUUGGGUCCCGGAUGCAACAACAGUCUUGGUUUGGACAACAGAGGCAGACCUCUGGUUACUGCAGGCAUGCAGCCUCCUUCAUAUAAAAGCAGAAUUUUGGAUUGUCCCUCAAGCAAUGGUGCAGACCUAAGCACUGAUUUCAUAAUUUAGUACAUCUCAGAUCAGGUUAUCCUACUCUAGUUACUUAGUUUUGUUCAUUACCAUAUACUGUAUAUGCAUGAAAUGCAUCAUUCAAGCACAGAUAUUGAUUUGGAAGUGACACAAUAUGGUUAAUCAAAGCAGGGAAAAACUUUUGUCUAUCUAGAGAUAUUGCUCAUCAAACAUUCAAUCAACACAGCAGCAUGGAUCUGCUUUUCUUUCAGAGAUACACACACCAUUUGUUUUACCAGGAGAUGCAGAAUGGAGUUAAAAAAUCUUUGGGAUCAACCAUCAUUUUCACACAAAUCACUGACUGCAGAAAACCUUACCUUGGAUUUCGUUCACAGAAGUACCCUAAUUUUCAUCCCAACAAGAUACUUUUAUAAUGGCAUUAUUUGAGACCCUUUACUUAUAUGUAAUGGAAAUCAAUCUAUACAUAAAUUCAUUAGUCUUGUAAGAAUGUACAUUGUUAAUGUUCUCAGGAAAGUGGUACGCUUUGUGUGUUUGUUUAUAGUUUUCAGUGAUGCCUGGAAAUUUUACAUAGCAUUGGUAUCCAAUGAUCUCAGUUUUAGGUCAUUCGAUAAACUAUGAAGCUGAAAAUCAUUUGUGCCAUACCUCAUAGUUGUGCAGGUCUAAUAUGAACAGUGCUGAUAUAUCGCUGUAACUGAUCUGACAUUUACAGUUACAUAGGAAAAUGUGUGGCUAGAAUACUAUUAAGUAUAGCAUGUACCUAUAAAAUGUUUGUAAAUAAAAGUGUGGUUAAAAGAAAUUAUGUUAAGUAUAGCAUGUACCUAUAAAAGUGUAAAUAAAAGUGUGUUGCUGUUUUGUUCCUAAAUAUUAAAUGAAUAUAUCACAA
Molecule: messenger RNA, 3377 nt
Organism: Xenopus laevis (African clawed frog)
Lineage: Eukaryota; Metazoa; Chordata; Amphibia; Anura; Pipidae
Gene: prkcq.L
Product: protein kinase C theta L homeolog
Exons: 17
Coding region: 139-2238 (699 amino acids)
Source: RefSeq, a predicted model, not a curated record